AGAAUUACCUCCCCUGUUGGACAUGUUUCCGGUGAAUGAAAACGAAAGUACAUGCGGAUCAUCAACAGCAGUUAAGUUUGAAAGAAAAAAGGAAUUAAAAGUAAAACUGGCUCGUGUUGUGCUAAAUCUUAUCAGGCAACCUGGUAUAAAGCUUUCCCGCUUGUCUGCCUUGUUUCACACGGGGAGAGACGGGAUAGAAGAUCUGAAGGACAUGAAACUACAAUCUGUUGUAGGACUGUUGUGUCAGUAUGCCUCACCUAAACUGGCAGGAGACUGGGACAAUGUCGGAUUACUGGUGGAGCCUACAGACCCACAUGAGGUGACCAAGCUGUUUUUGACCAAUGACCUCACUCCUCCUGUACUGGAUGAGGCUAUAGAAGAGAAAGCUAACAUGAUCUUGUCCUACCACCCACCAUUGUUCUCUCCCAUAAAGCGCCUCACUCAAGUUAGCUGGAAGGACCGUAUCAUCACAAAGUGCAUUGAAAAUCGGAUAGCAGUCUUCUCUCCCCACACUUCCCAUGAUGCUCUAGAUGGAGGAGUUAAUGACUGGCUUAUCAGUGCAUUUGAUUUACAGAGCAAAAGUCCAGUUGAGCCAACUGUAAUGCCAAAUAAGAAAUUUAGUAAGAAAAGAAUCUUCACUGUACCUGUUGAUCUCGCUCCAAAACUUAUACAGGGACUCUCUGGCAUAAAGGGGACCGUCACCACAUCUAUAGCAGUUUUCCUUGGUAACCAGGAGAAUGCUACCGAUGUGAUGGAUGUCAUUGGUGAUCAUAUGAAGAAAAUAAAAUCUAUCGAGUCCUACGACCUUCAGAAGGUUGUAUGGCCUGGGUAUGGUAUGGGGAGGAAAGGUACACUAAAGGAGCCACUGUCUCUAGAGGACGCUGUCUCUCUAGUAAAGAAACAUACCAACUUAGAACAUGUACGGCUAGCUGCCUCCCCAGGAGAGUCUCUGAUCAGCAGUGUUGCAGUGUGUGCUGGAUCAGGUGGAGGGGUCCUGAGGAAUGUUCCGGCAUCACUGUAUGUAACUGGUGAGAUGUCUCACCACGAAGUACUGCAUGCCGUACACAAUGGUACUAGUGUGAUUCUCUGUGACCAUAGUAACACAGAGCGGGGAUACCUUCAUGUGCUCAAACAGGAACUCGACAAAUUAUUUAAAGGGAAAAUAGACAUUGUUAUUUCUAGUAAAGAUCGAGAUCCAUUGGAAGUAGUAUGAUUUAGGUUUCUAUUAAAAUAAAAGAUUUGAAGAAAU
Pecten maximus is the source of this 1249-nucleotide messenger RNA. Its product is annotated as NIF3-like protein 1. Gene Ontology annotation, cellular component: mitochondrion; cytoplasm. NCBI's taxonomy places the organism in Eukaryota, Metazoa, Mollusca, Bivalvia, Pectinida, Pectinidae. The transcript has 7 exons. Bases 23 to 1213 code for a protein of 396 amino acids. The record is from RefSeq and is a predicted model, not a curated record.